UCGAGCGCGCUUCACAAGUUUAGUGCAGCUUCGACGUUUAGCUUAUCAGCUUCAACGCUUCUUCCAAAUUCAAUCAAGAUGCAGUACUGGAACGUGCUUUUGGCGGCGUGUGGCUGCCUGGUGGUGUUAGUGAGCUCCGAACAGACGUUGCAGCAGCAGCAGCAGCAGCAGCAACAGUUGCAGCUGGAACCCAUGGGGGAAUCGCUGGCUGAAAAUGAUGGAUCGCAGGCACACAGCCGAGCAAAGAGAACUCUAUUCCUCAAGAAGAAACUGAUUGGGGCCGGUCUGCUUGGCUUUGGUCUUGGUGCCGUCAAGGGGUACAAGUUCGGCUACCACAGUGCGCCGGAGGUGCACCACGUGAUCUACGCUCCCCCGCCACCAGCUGUAAAGUACGUCGAGUUCGUAGAGAAGCCAGUUUACUUGGAGAAGCCAGCGUUCAAGCCACACGUCGAAUACGAACCGGCCUGGUCACCUCCGGAGCCCUCGCCCGUAUAUGGACCAUCGUGGUAGCUGGCCGCAUUGACUUGCAUUGGACUUCGCUAUCGAUUCAGGACGACCUCAAUGCUCAGUCAUCGCACUCAAGACUAUAUAGCUACUUACUUAGG
This is a messenger RNA of Phymastichus coffea, 605 nucleotides long. RefSeq lists its product as uncharacterized. NCBI's taxonomy places the organism in Eukaryota, Metazoa, Arthropoda, Insecta, Hymenoptera, Eulophidae. The transcript is spliced from 4 exons. The record is from RefSeq and is a predicted model, not a curated record. The coding region runs from base 79 to 510 and encodes 143 amino acids.